AUGGCUCCCGAUGCGCCAGAGACAAAUGAUUCUCCCAAGCCUACCUCAGGCAUUAUCUCCGAGAAGGACGUUCCGAGCACGAGAUGGACCCCCGAAUCUGCGCUCGCCGAACUCUCCUCGCCGCCCGUUCCCGACACCGACUCACCACUUCCCUUCUUCCACCUGCUCGAGCGACUGAAAACGACCAAGCGCGAGGGCUGGCGCCGCUUCGGUAUCGUGCACGGCGAGUCUAUUUCCGACCACAUGUACCGCAUGUCCAUCCUCACCAUGAUGGCUCCCUCCUCGCUAUCCUCGCGCAUCAACAUCCCACACUGCACAAAGAUGGCCCUUAUCCACGACAUGGCCGAGGCGUUGGUCGGUGACAUCACACCCGUCGACCCCAUCUCGAAGGAGGAGAAGUCGCGCCGCGAGUCGGAGACUAUGGAUUACCUGUGCACCCGCCUGCUGGGCAAGUUCGGCGGCGGUCUCACGGGUGCCGAGAUCCGCAAGGUGUGGCAGGAAUACGAGGACAGCGAGACGCUGGAGGCAAAGUACGUGCACGAUAUCGAUAAGAUGGAGCUGCUGCUUCAGAUGAUGGAGUACGAGCGCGGCCAGGAGGGACGUUUGGACAUCGGCGAGUUCACCUGGGUCGCCACCAAGAUUGUGUUGCCUGAGAUCAAGGACUGGGCCGAGCAAGUCUUCGAGGAGCGAAGACAGUUCUGGAAGUCGGUUGGCAAGGAGCCGAGCUGGGGAGGCGACCGCAAGUCGGUGGCAUGA
Molecule: messenger RNA, 756 nt
Organism: Lasiodiplodia theobromae
Lineage: Eukaryota; Fungi; Ascomycota; Dothideomycetes; Botryosphaeriales; Botryosphaeriaceae
Product: Hd domain containing protein
Exons: 3
Coding region: 1-756 (251 amino acids)
Cellular component (GO): cytoplasm
Molecular function (GO): 5'-deoxynucleotidase activity
Source: RefSeq, a predicted model, not a curated record